Medicago truncatula (barrel medic) is the source of this 1389-nucleotide messenger RNA. Its product is annotated as E3 ubiquitin-protein ligase SINA-like 10. Gene Ontology annotation, molecular function: zinc ion binding. Bases 117 to 1100 code for a protein of 327 amino acids. The record is from RefSeq and is a predicted model, not a curated record. The transcript is spliced from 2 exons. NCBI's taxonomy places the organism in Eukaryota, Viridiplantae, Streptophyta, Magnoliopsida, Fabales, Fabaceae.
AGUACAUAGGUAAAUUUAUCACAUCAAAACCAGCAGCAUCUUUUUAUGUUAAAAUUAAAACCAUAGCAGUUUUAUCGAAAUAAUAAAUAUUUGAUACCUACGAGAAACAACCACCGAUGGUGACAUUUUCCGUUGGUGGCUGCGACGACGGUGAAGGACCUAGCAACCCAAAUCAGAAGCGUCGAAGGGUCGACGCCGGUGAAGAAGUCGCAGCAGCAACAACUACAAGAGAAGAAGAAGAAGAAGAAGAAAAUCAACAACCUCAAGAAGGGUUUGAAAUGGAAAAUCCCCCAAUUGAAACCCUAGAAAAUGAUGCAAAUGAAAGAAAUUCGGUUGGAUCCAACGCGGGACAACAGAAUAAUGAUCUGAGUAAGAAGGUUUCUGCUAUCAUUUCUGAUCCUGAUGUUCUUGAUUGCUUCAUUUGCUCUGAACCGUUGGCAGUUCCUAUUUAUCAGUGUGAGAAUGGGCAUAUUGCUUGCUCUAAAUGUUGUGGCGAACUUAGGAACAAAUGUCCUAUGUGUUCAAUGCCCAUUGGGUACAAUCGUUGUCGGGCUGUGGAGAAGUUGCUGGAAUCUAUUAAAAUAUCAUGCCCAAAUGCAAAAUAUGGCUGCAAAGAUAUGUUUAGUUGCAGUAUGAAAAGUAGCCACGAGAAGGAAUGCAUAUAUAUACCAUGUAAAUGCCCACAUACAGGCUGCGGUUUUCUUGCCUCAUCCAAGGAGUUAGCUCUCCACUUCAGCCACAGACAUGCAGGCUUUGGAAUACAGUUUACCUAUGACAAAUUUAUUUCUGUCUCCUUAAAUACCCGACAGAAACAAAUCGUUCUUCUAGAUCAAAAUGACGCAAGAUUGUUUAUUGUUCACAACCACAUUGUUCAACACGGAAAUAUGGUCCAUAUUAGUUGCAUGGGCCCCAAAGCAAUUACAGAUACUCAUUAUGAUGUCUUGGCUAGGUCUCAAGGGAGCACAUUAAUAUUGCAAUCUUCUACGAAGACCAUUCAAGACAAUAAUGGUGAUGCUCCUACAGCUGGAUUUCUUGUGAUACCUUCAGAUCAUUUUGGUUUUGGACAACUCAAAUUGGAUAUUCGUAUAAAGUCUCACUAACCCUUCGUUAAAGAUUGAAGCAGUCUACAACUUAGUUGAUUGCUAUAUGUAUUUACUUCAUUUAGGAGUUUAUCAUAUUGAACUAUUUACUACUCCAUGUGGGCACAAUUGAAUUUGACUGUUCUCAAGAAAGGUGCCUUCAUUGAGUAGGAGAUGAAAAAUGCUUUUGUUAAUGUUUGGGAUUAUGGUUUCAAAAUUAUCCUAUAAAUAUGUAGUAUGUUAAAAACUUAAAUUUGUUGGAGCCUCAGUGACAAUUAUUUUAGUUUAUUUAUGUGCUUUUUUAUAUACA